AUGGAAGAGGCUUUGUCCAGCCAUCUUUAUCGCUUGCAGAUUUCGCACGACCUGCUUGAGUCUCGUGUCCGCGUGGCCGAGGAUCGCUUAGAUUGGUUGGACAGGUCGGAGGGGCUUGAACAGGUGUGUGCUAAGAUGGCCAAGUUCAAACACACUUCAUGGGAAGUUAUGAUCAACGAGGAGAGAAAUCUUGCCGUGAAUAAGUGGCUCAGCCUGGUCAUGGUCGAGCCCUUGACCUUCGGUGUAGCUAGGAACUUCUACGCCGGCAAGGCGUCGGGGAUCUCCUCGGGAUCACUUGCAGACAGCAUUUCGGAUUGCCUUGCUGCCAAGGCCACUUCGACGAUCAAUGCCAGGGCAAAUUGCUUGUUGCGGUUUGUUUCUUGGGCAAAGGGGAACAUGCCGUUUGUUUUUCCCUUGACCGAGCAUGCUGUCUAUGCAUACUUCGAGGAGAAGAAGUCAACAGCAGCAGCAACUUCGUUCAGGAGCCUUCUUUCUUCCGUUGCUUUCGCUCAGCAUGUGGUGGGCCUGGAAGGGUGUGACAAGGUUUACACUUCGGGUCGCGUCCGCGGCCUUGCGUCGAAGCUUUACAUGCAGAAGAGGAAGCUCAAGCAACGGAAUCCUCUGAGGGUCUCCGAUGUCAUUCUUCUUGAAAGGAUUUGUUGCAAGCUUGAAGACAGGUCUUUGCAGGACCGCAUCGCUGCAGGUUUCUUUCUUUUCUUGAUUUAUGCAAGAGCUAGAUACAGUGACGGGCAAAAUGUAGCAUCGCUGACUGAUUCGCCGCUCUACUUGGAGUGCAGUGUGGGCAGGUCCAAGACGAGUUUCACUUUGGAACGCAAGACCAGGUACUUGCCGAUGGCUGCCAGGAAGGUGGGCAUCAAGUGUGCAUGGGCCGAUGCUUGGCUUGAGGCUUUGGCAGAGGCAGGUCUUGCGAUCAAGCAGAACGACCCGUUGCUCCCCUGCCCUUCUUCGAAUGGCUCGUGGAAGAUGAUCCCGCUUCCGUGCGAUCAGGCGUGCUCGUGGCUCAGGAGCCUGCUGGGGAACGCUCAGAGCGAUCCCUACCUUGCAAAUGUAGGAACACAUAGCCCUAAGAGAACUUUGCUGAGCUGGGCAAGCAAGCGUGGUCUGCCCAGAGAACAGAGGGCCCUCUUGGGGUAUCAUACGUCCCGAGCCUCGGGUGCGGGAUCAGAGCUGAUCUAUGAGUCCGAUGCCCAGUCGGCUCCGCUCAGGACUUUGUCAUCUAUGAUCGACGAGGUCUCGUCCGGGGCCUUCAAGCCUGACAAACCAAGGGGGCAGCAGCUUGCUUCCGAGCUGUCGGCGAAUGCCGAUCCCCCUGGCGAUGAGAUCGAGUCGUCAGACUCUGAGGGCUCCGAAGAUGAGGAGGAGAUCGACCACUCAGGAGACGAAGCUUGUGUUGCUGAGGCUUUGAACUGGCAUGGAAAGGUCGAUCUUGACAAGAUUGAUCCCUCGUGUGUUUUCUUUCGGCAUCGCCAAUCCAGGGUAGUGCACAUCACUGCCGACGAAGCCGGUGCCAACCUAGGCUGCGGUAGGGCCAUUUCGGGUCAGUACAGGAAGCUGGAGGAACAAAGCCCUCCUGCAGCUGCUUUCAGCUCCAAGUGGUCUAAGCAGCUCACCAUGGCGGCCUUCUCCGAGUCGGGGCCGGUGUUUAAAUCACGAUGUGCCCAAGUCGGUUUGGCAUCUGCGGAUGUUGAAAAACUCGAGAAGGUGGGUGUGAAUUCACUCGCAAAGUUCGCUUUCAUGACGAGCUACACGCCGGGCUCCGGCGAUGACAAGGACCUCAUCGCGGCAUUUGAGUCGGCCCUCGGGACGCCGCCCUCUGUAGGGCAGAAAAGCUCCUUCCGAAGGUUAUUUCAUGAAGCUUAUGCUGUUACCACAUCGGAAAUGAAGAUGCUUGUGGAGCGGACGGACGAAUCCAUCCCGAGGAAAUUGAGCGUCCCGGAGAGAUCUGAGAGGUUCGAGGUCGUGAGCAAACGACUUGUGGGCCUUUCCAUCAAGAAUCGUCUUGAGCCUGCUGAUAGCCUCGUUGACUCCUUCGUGUCUCAGUAUGAGCAGGACAAGCUGCAGUUUGUCCCGUGGGAGAAGCUUGUUUCCAAAGAACAAGAGGCCUCAACAGGAGCAAAGCGAGAGCCUUUCUUCUCGCUGGACAGUACUGGCAAGCUCAGAUCGGAGACUAAGGUCGAGGUCCGUGCUGACACGAGCACGGAGCUGCUCUUGCAGCUCGCGCUUCAGAGGCGCGGCAUCGCUAUGGAAAUGGCGAACAUCCUUGACUACCAUCAUCACCACAUGUGGGUCGAGCGCCUUCUUGCGGCGCGCCUCGACGCACCUCCGUCGACGCACAUGCAGCCUACUCUCGAUCAGUGUCAGCAGGCUGACAGAAAGCUUUGGCAGCUUCUCGGAGAAGCAACGCGCUCGGGCAUCCAGCUCAAAGCUGGUGGGCGACCACUCGACGCCAUCUUCGAAGCCACGUGGCAGACACCCGAGGUACUUCAGUACUUCAUCUGCUCCAGCCGAUGCCUCGGGCAGCAGGCGCUUCGGUCUCACAGCAGGUGGCACCACCGCCGAGACCGCACGGGCCAGGCCCGUACGAUCGUCCAGGCAAAGGCCGAAAGGGCACUGGAAAAGGUGCCAAGGGCACCAAAGGUGGCGGGAAAGUCCCUGCCGCUCUGUCAGGCUGCAGAUCCUGCACCAAUGCUGGUGAAAACAUAUGUUUUGGGUAUGGACUCAAAACGUGCAGGGAAACUGCCCACAGCGGUCCCGACAGAUGACCCGCCUUCCGAACAUGUACUCAUUCUGGAAGAGAUUGGCACGGGACAGCUGGAAGGGCAUUCGAGCGAGAGCACUCUGUUCUCAGCGACCAUGGCACCAUGUGGGUCCGAGACGCCACCUGAUGCUCCCCAGCCGCCUGCAGCAAGUGCCUCCGCGAGGUCUUGCAAUCCGGUGGAACAUUUAUUCCACGGCCUGGACUCUGCGGUUCACGCCCCGCUACAGCAGUUGCUUGACCAACUGGAUUUAUUCAUGUGGUAUUCGUCGCAAGAGGAUGACCCAACGACUGCCCAAGAAUGGCCGACGAUUCUAUCGCAGCUGAACGACAACCUCAAUCAGGCUAUUUGUUUUGUCGCUCUGGAAGAUGUUAUUGCGGCGGUACGGUAUCGGGCAGAAACUCAUAUGAGUACCAACCGGCUGGAUAUGGCACUCUCGCGAUUUGCAGAAUAUUUCCUGUUGCGUGGUCAUGCAGGCCAGCCCAUGGCUCUACCGCACAUGCUUCAGUCCAGUAUGUAUUCAGUGUGCGAUUUUGGCAAGGCAGUACAGCAACCGCAGCCAGCGGGAUCUCGAUCUGCUUACGCUAUGCAGCUUUAUUCCUAUGCCAGCUCCGUCCCCUCACAGAGGAAGCUCAAGAAGACCUCCUACGCCACCAAGGCGGUGCAGGUGGGCAAAUGCGGUCUCAAAGCCCAGUCCAAAGCUCGUCCCCGAAGGCUAGAUACAAAUGCUACAGAAAACCCGGAGGAGGCUCCUGCUCCUGGUCCAAAGGACACUCGUGCCGAACAUGAUGAUCUUCGCCGUCAAGCCGCUGAUGCAGUGCUGACUUCAGCCCCCUGGAAAAGACGCCAAAAGGCCAGAGCAGGUGCCCGCGAGCCUGCCAAGGAUGGUGUUUCCGAGGGAUCUGCUCGAACGACCACAACCUCAGCAAACCCUGUGGCCAGUAUGACUCCUCUUCCGACUACGACAACCUCGCGCCAGGGUGAAGCCACUGGGAAGAAUGCUGCAGCAUCGAGUACUCCGAGCAAGCCCCUGAGCAAGGUCCCAUACACAGCUGCUGGUGCCGACCCACAGGAGGAAAUCAUGGAGCUCCGCUUCGAUCAACUUCAGGAGAUGCAAAGUCUGUACAUGGUCCUCCUUAUGUAUUGGUGGACCUUUGCUGGCAUCGUGCCAGCCCGGCGAAGCUACACCGACAACGCAAAGAACAAGGACCAGCCCGUGGAUGCAAUUAUGCACCCUAUGCACAUUGACGCCAUCCUGCGACACGGAUCCCAGGAACUCUUCCCGGGCACACGCCUCGGCUCUCGUCCGCACGUGCGCAGCUUCGCCGACAUACCCUUGGGCCUCCACUUCGUGUUGCCUUUCAUCUAUGGCGUGCUCAUUGGCGUGCGGCAAGGCUGUAUGCUUGCCCCAUGUUUGUGGCUAUUGUUCGUAACAUACCUCUUCCAUCACCUGGACACGACAAUGGGAGGAGCUGAUUCAUGGACAUGCCAGCACUCCACUGCCUUCGCCGAUGAUCUUCACUUCAAGUGGGAUCUUGACGAUCCCAAAGCCCUGGAUCGGAUGAAGAUGGAGGUCGCCACGGUACUCUCAGUGCUCAAGUCCUUUGGUCUUCAGAUCAGCGCAGAAAAAUCCACCAUGUUGAUCGAGAUCCGCGGAACAGCAGCUGAUGUUUGGUUGUCCAAGAACGUCUACAAAGAUGCUGAGAACAACAAACACUUUCGUUAUGACACGUUUGCCAAGCUCUCUAUCCCGCUUGGUACCCAAUUCAAGCUGCCAUACACCAUUCCCGUCUUCGUCGCAUUCUGCAAGGACGCGGGGGCAUCAGCCGGCAUCAACGACUUCGACUCUGGAAAAGCCCACAAGAUCUUGGCACCGAAACGGGAGCUGCCCCAGGAUCGCUCCGUCUACUCCAUCAACGGACUUCCGCAAUGCCGUUUUUGUGGCUACAAAUUCACGAAAUGGAGUGGCCUCCAAAGACACAUACAGCGGAACGGCUGCCCGAUUCUUCGCCAUGAAGAUCCCGCCACCUUUGCCGCAACCGCGCCCGCGACUACAAACAAGGCUGAAGAUCCUCUUCGUACUACACAACAUGCAUGGGUGGCCGACUCGACCAUUGCCACCACCAUGCCUUCAACUGGAGAUCAACCUCUGGUCCAAGAUGCGCAGCUACAGCAGGAUGCCAGCAAGUACACGUGGACCAAGGUGCUUCACAUGUGGCGUACAAAACAUGACUUCAAGAAUGUGUGUGUGUUCUGUGGUCAAUGGGCAGUGGAUGCCAGUGCUCUCAAACAGCAUUAUGCCAAGCAGCAUCAGGCAUUAACCAAUCCGUGGAUCGCAGCAUAUCGGGCCGAGUGUAAGCAGCUAGCUAAAGUUGCCGUCGAAAUGGAGGACAUGCCGGACUUCGAUGCCGAAAGCCAGAUCCAGAGCCUCCUCGGGGGCCUCUCCUCAGUAGUGGAUCUCAAACCACUUCUGAAUCCAACGUCAACACCGGCGCGCAAUCAGUCCCAUCUGACCAACAAGCGUCCGAGGGCGGAACAGUGGACUCGAGGCACCGGGAGCAAGGGCGGCGGCAAGGGCAAAGGAGUGGCCUCCAACGGUACUUUAUCACAGGAGGAUCUUCAACAGCUCCUCAGGCAGAUCGUCGUCCUUCUCCUACGCCAAGGCGACCAACUCAAUCGGCUACAGACGGAUACCGGAUACUAUUUGGUCUUUCAAGUCCCGGGCGAUGCCACCAUGGUACCAGUUCUGAUUGCGGGAGCGCUCGAAUGGCGCAAUCAGAAGAAGGCCGACCCGACCAAGCUCACCAUGUCUCUCCGCAUAGCCCUCAUCGGACUCUUCCUCAAGGAGCUUCAGAUGCGUCUGGAAAAGAUCCGGGCCAACGACCAACUUCAGGAGAAGCUCAAGGAGCAAGGCCUGAUGACGGACGAAGGUGCUUGGACAUAUCGCCAAUGGUGUCCAAAGAACAAAGCACUUCAGCUACAGCUCAGCAGGGAUCCGAUCAAGUGGGACGUCCUGAUGACACACAUCACGAAUGCUCUCCAGGGACUGAACAAUCAGGACCACAUCACACGUUUUCAGGCGACCAAAGCCUUGGAAGAAGGACAGAUGGGUCCCACCCUUCCAUUCCUUCUGGACAUCUCGCUCAAGCCGAGUGCGUGCCGUCUACACCAGAGCAUGAGGGCAUUGGUGGACUGCUCGGCCAUGGAAGCAGUCGGUCAUUAUGCUUAUCUUUUCUACAUGGCGACUCACACUUUGGUGGGAACACCGACGGAUUCAGCUGCAGUUCCAAGCCUAGACUUUUAUGAGGAGCUUUACACGGUGGCAUGCCGUCGCAUUCAGCUGGAUAACCCCUUGCAUAGCUACCUUUGGCAGCUUCCGAAGUGGGCCGCGCUGGUUUCAAAGCACUCCUUCGUCACAUUUGACUCGUUGCUCCUCACAUCUGCCAUGGGGCAAGCAGGGAUCGUCGCCUGCGUGGAUAAGUCGGUCAGGUGCAACCUCGUGGCCGAAAGUUCCCGCCGAUCAUUUCUGAAUUUGCUUACACCGUUUCAGUUCGCAGUGCUGAGGCUCCCACUCUCAAUUCCAAGCACUGCCUUUCGACUGCCUGCAGGUGCCAAGCUCCUCAGGGAGUCAGUUGAACGGGGAGGUUCGCGACUCCCAGAGGGCAAUAAGUUCUACAUUUUCGGCGUGUAUCGAUCCAUGCAAGCUUUCUUGAACGAGGCAAAGUUAGUUGUGCACCCCUUUGAUUCCGCCAGAUCACUUCCCGAUGAACUUUUGCGAGUCUUGUUCGACACCCUUACGAAGAGCCCGGUCGACACGAUGAGGCACCGUCUUCUGAAGUUACAGCAUCGGCGUGCCCUCGCCAAGCAGCUUGAGCCAGAGGAAGAGAAAAUCAGGUCGGCUAUGGACCCUUGUGUGCGGAAGGUCCUCGGGUGUAAACGUAUUGCGCUCAUGAAGAGGGUUGCCGCCGACUUGUCGUGGCCUGACACGGCUCUCUUCGAUGACCUGGCUGCCGGCUUUAAGCUAACGGGGUACUUAGGACGUACGGGGGUCUUCGCUAGCGAUGUUAAGCCUGCCACGAUGGACCUUGACGAAUUCUGGGCCAGUGCUCCCCUUCGAAGGGAAACUCUGCUUGAGAAAGUCAGGGCUCAGAAAGACCAUGAUUAUGCCGAGGAGCUCUGGAACAUGACGCUUGAGGAAUCAAACAGAUCCGGGAAGUGCUGGCUUGACGGUCCGAUUGAUGUUGACUCUUUGGGGGACACCUUCCCCGAAGGCUGGAACGCCUGCCGGCGUUUUGCAGUCUGGCAGGGCAAAUGGCGUGCCAUCGAUGACUUCUCGGAAGCUGCGGUGAACUCUUGCUUCGGAUGUUUUGAACGUGUCACUCUUAAAGCCCUUGAUGAGAUAUGUUGGCUGUGCAUGCAGGUUUGCCGUGCGGCAAAAUCAUCGGGCUCCCUCGAUCUGGAGCUCAGCUCGGGUGAGAGACUCAAGGGGCCUCUCCAUACUGCGUGGAAGGACGCUGACCGCGUCCGUCCUCACUGCAAGACUUAUGACCUUCAGGCGGCGUACAAGCAGCUUGCAUUGCACCCAGGCGAGAGGCCGAAAUCCAUCAUCCUGCUCAGGGAGCCCGGCUCCCGCGCUGUAAAAGCCUUUGUGUGCAACACCCUUCCUUUCGGGACUUCGGCUUCAGUCAUGCAGUUUAACCGGGUGGCAUUGUUUCUGCAAAGGGUUCUUUGGGAUUUGAGGGUAGCCGUGACUUGCUACUACGACGAUUUCCCGACCAUGACACCCUCGUUCUUGUCGGGCGGGACGGACAAUGCAGUCCAUGCCCUCAUGGACUUGUUUGGCUUCUCCUUGUCCGAGAAAGAGAAGCCGUUCUCUUGCACUGCAGAAACUUUGGGUGUUGUGCUCGAUACGUCGGAUCCCGACAUGGGGCGCAUCUUUGUAUCGAACAAGCCUGAACGGGCUGCCAUGCUCGAGGAGUCCAUAGGCCGCAUCCUUGAACAAGGCCAGGUGGACACGAGGGAGUUGCCCUCCCUUCUUGGCAAACUUCGCUUUGCAGAUGCUCAGCUGCUCGGCCGCACGGGGCGUUUGGCCCUGGCUGACCUCAGGCUCCUUGGUGACAAAGGUGGUGUCUUGCAGUUGACCGAUUCGCAAUCGAAUGCCUUGGCUGUUUUGAGGGCGAGACUUCUUGCGAGCAGGCCGCGAGCCAUUGCUACGAGCCCGCCUUCGAAUCCAGUUCUUAUCUUCACGGAUGGCGCAUGCGACCCGUGCGAGGGCGGCUUCACCUCUUUGUUCCCGGCAAGGGGGCAAUGGGCCGAAGGUAGGAAACACAUUAUAGGGCAGGUCGAGCUUUACGCGGUGGUGCUCGCCAGGAUCUUGUGGUCGAGUUACAUCGGCGGCGAAAGAUGCAUAUUUUUCGUUGACCAUUCGGGUGUGUUGAGUGCUUGCAUCAACUCGAACUCGAUCGAUGCAUCGUGGAGAAGCCUGCUCCUCCACCUGGAGGCUGCCGAUGAAGCACGGCCGUGUUUGCCCUGGUUUCAUCGUGUCCCGAGUCAGAGCAACAUCGCGGACCCGCCUUCGCGAGGCAGAUGGGACGAGCUGGCAUUCCUCGGGCCUUUUGCUCGUGACGCGCCGACUUGCUUUGUCACUGGUGAGGCGCUUGAUGCAACGUAA
Molecule: messenger RNA, 8448 nt
Organism: Symbiodinium sp. CCMP2592
Lineage: Eukaryota; Dinophyceae; Suessiales; Symbiodiniaceae
Source: the annotation of a GenBank genome assembly